AUGGCAGCUUCCACUGCAUUAAUAGUGAAUUAUACUAGAAUACAGACAUUAACAUCAUAUUUCCAGCACUGUCGAUAAAAAUGGAUUAAUCCGAAAACAUUCAACCUGAGAAGCCCUUUUUGUCAGUCACUGGGAAGACAUGCUGCCACUGUGGUCUCAGGGACAGAAUUUGCUCGGCAGAUCCAUAAAGAAGUGCAGAGUGAUAUAGCGAAACUAGUGGCCCAAGGCAACAGGAGUCCUCAUCUGAGUGUCAUCCUAGUGGGCGAUGAUCAUGCCAGCCACACUUACGUGAGAAACAAACCCCGAGCAGCUUCACUGAUUGGCAUGUCAGUCAGCACAAUCUUCAAGCCAUCAUCGGUAUCUCAGGAAGAGAUGGUGGAACUGAUAGACAAAUUCAACAGAGACAGAAACAUCAGCAGGCUGCUGGUCCAACUCCCUCUUCCAGUCAGAGCACAUCAGCGAUGUAAUGCUGUCACCCCAGAAAAAGACUUCGAUGGAUUCCACAUAGUAAACAUUGGAAAACUCAGCUUGGACCAGAGGUGCAUGGUGCCAGCCACAGCAGUGGUGGUGUGGGAAAUCCUCAGAAGAAUGAGCAUUGAAACAGUUGGAAAAAAUUUGUUUGUCGUUGGGAGCUCCAAGAAUGUAGGAAUCGCAAUGCUGCUACAUUCGGAUAGAAACCAUGAACGGCCGGGAGGUGAUUCCACGGUUGUUAUUGCUCAUAGUUGCACUCCUCUACCACACUGAAAAAAACUUGCCAGUCUGGCUGACACAGCUUUUUGUGCAACAGGUGUACCUCACGUGAUAACGGCAGAUAGAGCUGCAGUUAUCGAUGUCGGCAUCAACCGCAUGCAGGACCCUGUCACUGCUAAACUUCCGCUUGUUGGAGAUGUGGACCUAUCAGCUGUGAAGGUCAAGGCUGGAUUCAUCACUCCUGUGCCUGGAGGAGUCGGCCCAAUGACCAUCGCCAUGGUAAUGAAAAACACAGUCACUUCUGCCAAAAAUGCUCCAACAUACUGAACAAAGACACAAAACCUGCCAUUAUGGGUGGACAAGAUACAAGCACUUCAUCCUGGAUACUUCAAUUGGCACUAUUUGUCCUUCUCUUAAUUAUAUACGCAAGCCCCUGCAAGCUUCCUCUACAACAUCCUUCCCUGCCUGUCGGCAAGCUCUAACAGGCCGUUCUAGCUGGCAAGGCAGCCAUGCAUGGCUAUGACAGUAACUACACCCUAAUUCUUUUCUUAAAAAUUAGAGAGAUGCCUCCUCAGUGAUUCUUAGUAACUGCUUGCUGUGCUAAAGUAUUAUUAUUUCGUCGGAGCCGAGAAAAAUAAGGUGCAAGUGUAACAUUACCUCCCUGACAAAGCAUGAUUGAAGCCGAAAGUCUGUUGCAUCAUCCUCACAGAGAGUUUCGGUACGACUUGCCUGGCCGCUCAACAGUUGGCCUCAUGGCAGGGUAACAGAUGGUUCUCAGAUAUCUGAGACAAACGAGACAUUAAUACAUUUUCUCAGGAAAUACUUUUAAAAGUGUAGUAUAAAUAAAAUAAAAAAAAACAAAAUGGCAAAAAAAAAAAAAAAAAACUUAAGGAUGCUGCUGUAUUUAAUAUUUAUU
Messenger RNA from Carassius gibelio (silver crucian carp), 1606 nucleotides. It is a transcript of the gene mthfd2l, whose product is annotated as methylenetetrahydrofolate dehydrogenase (NADP+ dependent) 2 like. The record is from RefSeq and is a predicted model, not a curated record. Gene Ontology annotation, biological process: tetrahydrofolate interconversion. NCBI's taxonomy places the organism in Eukaryota, Metazoa, Chordata, Actinopteri, Cypriniformes, Cyprinidae. Gene Ontology annotation, cellular component: mitochondrion. Gene Ontology annotation, molecular function: methylenetetrahydrofolate dehydrogenase (NAD+) activity; methylenetetrahydrofolate dehydrogenase (NADP+) activity; methenyltetrahydrofolate cyclohydrolase activity.